GUGGUCGUAAACAUAUUGCCGCCACUGUAUUUCAACGUAAUUUUUUUUUGUUUUAAAACGAAACAUUCUUUUUUCAUUUCGGCACUUAUGUAUAUAAAUUUCUUCGAUUUUUUCAAUUCUUUAUAUGAGAAAAAUACCGACAGCCAGUCUUGUCCAUUGCUUUUUUUGCCUUUUUUUAUUCUAUAUCAUUCUUCUUUUUCCCCUCAUUUCCCACUUUUCUUUCCUCAAAAACACUCACCACCACCACCACCAAAAUAUUCAACAUGCACACACAUAAAAACCUCCUUUUUAUGA
This is a messenger RNA of Meloidogyne enterolobii, 294 nucleotides long. Lineage: Eukaryota; Metazoa; Nematoda; Chromadorea; Rhabditida; Meloidogynidae. The record is from the annotation of a GenBank genome assembly.